This is a messenger RNA of Fulmarus glacialis (Northern fulmar), 1828 nucleotides long. Its product is annotated as condensin complex subunit 1-like. Gene Ontology annotation, biological process: meiotic chromosome condensation; mitotic chromosome condensation. The record is from RefSeq and is a predicted model, not a curated record. The annotation marks the transcript as partial. NCBI's taxonomy places the organism in Eukaryota, Metazoa, Chordata, Aves, Procellariiformes, Procellariidae. The transcript has 14 exons. Gene Ontology annotation, molecular function: histone binding. Gene Ontology annotation, cellular component: condensed chromosome, centromeric region.
AGGGAAGCCAGAGAUCAUAGGUAGCAACCUGGAUGUCUUGGUGACAGUAGGGCUGUCUGAGAAGGUAUGUGAAGACUAUCAGCUGGCUCAAGAAGUAUGCAAUGCGAUCUCCAAACUUGCCAGUAACCCUAAGCCAGCACUGGGGAAGAACAAUGCACCUUUUCGACUGCCACAGAACCACAUGCUCUUUGGGUGCCUGAGUGAGACUGUGAGUAAAGGCUUCGCCCAGCCAAGUGGUCACUGGAUCCCCUUCAUGGAGGCAGCGGUAAUGCUUAUCUACAAGCUAGCAGAAGGGGCAGAGGAGAUAUGUGCUCAAAUCCUGCAGGCGUGCAGUCAGCAAACUCUGGAGAAGCUGCAGGAGGCUGAUGGGCAGAAACUGGUGUCCCUUGUGGGACAGGUGGCACUGCAGCAGGUAGCGUAUUUGGAAGUGGCAGUGAGUGCAGAGCUACGCAGACGUCGCAUCCUCAGAGAGGAGGAGAAAACCAAGAAGCAUUCUAACAGCAGCACGAAGAAGCAGAGACCCCGGAGCACAGGAAAUGAGACCACUAUGGAGGAGGAGCUGGGCCUUGUGGGAGCCUCAGCUGAUGACACUGAGGCUGAGCUCAUCCGCAGUAUUUGUGAGACAGAACUUCUAGACGGGAAGCACCUGUUCUCUGCCUUUGUUCCACUGGUGCUCAAGAUCUGCAACAACCCUGGGCUCUACAGUGAUUCGGCGCUCUCGGCUGCUGCAGCCCUGAGUCUUGGCAAAGUCUGCAUGGUCAGCUCUGAGUUCUGUGACUCCCACUUGCGCCUGCUGUUCACUAUGAUGGAGAAGUCCACUCUGCCUGGUGUGAGAUCCAACCUCAUUAUUGCAGCAGGAGAUCUGGCCAUCCGUUUCCCCAACCUGGUGGAACCUUGGACACCGCAUCUCUAUGCCAGGUUGCGGGACCCCUGCCCAAGCGUGAGGCAGACGGCUGGACUGGUGAUGACUCACCUCAUCCUCAAAGACAUGGUAAAGGUGAAGGGCCAAGUGAGCGAAAUGGCAACUCUGCUUAUAGACCCAGAGGAGGCAAUCAUGGGAGUGGCUCAGAACUUUUUCAGUGAACUCUCCAACAAGGGUAAUGCCAUCUAUAAUCUGCUUCCAGACAUAAUCAGUCGUCUCUCAGAUCCUAACUGCGGCAUAGAGGAGGAAUCCUUCCACACUAUUAUGAGACAUCUCUUCUCAUAUAUUACAAAAGACAAACAGACAGAGAGCUUGGUGGAGAAACUUUGUCAGCGAUUCAGGACUGCCAGAACUGAGCGUCAAUAUCGGGAUCUGUCCCACUGCCUUACUCUGCUUCCCCUCUCGGAACGGGGCAUUCACAAGCUGCAGGACAACUUUGACUGCUUUGCAGACAAGCUCCAAGACCCAGCUGUCUACAGUUGUUUCCAAACUGUGCUGGCUCGAUUCCGCAGAGCAGGCGGCAAACCUGAGACUAAAGCUCUGGCUGAAGAGCUGGAGCAGAAGCUGUCUGCCUCCCGUAACCGAGGGCUGGAUUCAACAGAGACAUGCCAGGAAGGUAGUGGAACUCCAAUGCCAGAGCCGGCCAAGCGGAAACCAACAGGAAGUUCUCGCCGCCAGCCCCUGAGCACAGCUAACAGGGAUGAAGAUUUUGUCUCACCCCAGCCUCGCACCCUCCGAAACCAUAAGCGUGCCCAAAAGCGCCCUCCACCCAAAAAACCUAUUAUCACCUUCUCCAGUGAUGAGGAGAACAGCUCUGAGGACGAGCUAUCGGCAGAAUUACAAGAGGAAGAAACCCCCACCAAAACAACUCCCAUCACCAGAUCUUCAGCCCGCCGGCUGCGCUGA